This is a messenger RNA of Labeo rohita (rohu), 2781 nucleotides long. RefSeq names its product kelch domain containing 4 (gene klhdc4). NCBI's taxonomy places the organism in Eukaryota, Metazoa, Chordata, Actinopteri, Cypriniformes, Cyprinidae. Gene Ontology annotation, molecular function: protein binding. The record is from RefSeq and is a predicted model, not a curated record. The transcript is spliced from 12 exons. The coding region runs from base 114 to 1880 and encodes 588 amino acids.
UUGGCGGAAGUAUUUGAUGCUUCUGUCUUGUAGUUCAUUUAAAGCUCCAUGUGGCUGUAAUUGUCACGCUUAAGUCAGUGUCUGUGUUAAGUCUGUGUUUUAAAACCACCAAAAUGGGUAAAAAAGGUAAAAAAGAAAAGAAAGUGAAAGGAGCGGAGAAAACCGCCGCUAAAAUGGAGAAGAAGGUGUCAAAAAGAUCAAAAAGAGAAGAGGAGGAUUUAGAGGCUUUAAUUGCAGAAUUUCAGUCUCUGGAUGCCAAAAAGACGCAGGUGGUGGAGACGCCGUGUCCCUCUCCGUCCCCCAGGUUGAAUGCUUCUCUAUGUGCGCAUCCCGAAAAAGACGAGCUGAUUUUAUUCGGAGGAGAAUUUUUCAAUGGGAAGAAAACAUUUCUAUACAAUGAAUUAUUCUUCUACAACAUUAAGAAAAACACCUGGGUAAAGGUGGAGAUCCCAAACCCUCCUCCACGACGCUGCGCUCAGCAGGCUGUGGUAGUUCCCCAGGGUGGAGGGCAGAUGUGGAUAUUUGGAGGGGAGUUUGCGUCCCCUGACGGUGAGCAGUUCUAUCACUACAAAGAUCUGUGGGUGCUCCACCUGGGGACACGCACAUGGGAGCAAAUCAAAGCUCCUGGUGCUCCGUCUGGCAGGAGCGGACAUCGCAUGGUCCUGAGCAAACGACAGCUGCUUGUGUUUGGAGGUUUCCAUGAGAGCACCAGGGAUUAUAUCUAUUACAAUGAUAUUCAUGCUUUUAACCUGGACACGUUCACAUGGAGCCGUCUCCAGCCCACAGGAACUGGCCCCUGUCCCCGUUCAGCCUGUCAAAUGACCACCAGUCCCGACGGCAAUGGUGUCAUCAUCUAUGGCGGAUACUCCAAAAGUAGAGCGAAGAAGGAUGUGGAUAAAGGAACCAUCCAUUCUGACAUGUUCCUGCUGAGGAGGGAAGGCAAAGAGGAGCAAGAAAAGUGGACAUGGACACGAGUGAACCCUUCGGGAGUCAAACCCCCUCCUCGAUCUGGCUUCUCUCUGGCGGUGGGCCCCGGGGGCCGGGCGCUGCUCUUCGGUGGCGUCUGUGAUGAGGAAGAUGAGGAGUCUCUGGAAGGAGACUUUUUUAACGACCUUUACUUUUAUGAUAUCAACAAAAACCGGUGGUUUCCUGCUCAGCUAAAGGGCAACAAGUCAGAAAAGAAGAAGAGGCGCCGUGGGAAGAAGGGAGAACAGACGAAUGAAACUGAAGGGGAGAAAGAGGAGCCACAAGGUCCCACUGAGAUUAUUAAAGAGAUUGUGGCUGAGGAUGGAACGGUUAUGACCAUCAAGGAAGUGAUUCCAGCCUCACAGGCAGAGGAGGACAGUGAGGAGGAGGAGGAAGAGGAGGAUGGCCAGGAGGAGGAGGAGGCGGCUGCAAUGGCUCCCCUGGUGGAGCCCUGUCCUCGCUCCAGUGCCAUGGCAACGGUGAAGCAUGGCAAGUUGUACUUGUAUGGUGGAAUGUUUGAGGUGGGAGAUCGACAGUUCACACUCGCUGAUCUCUACAGCCUGGACUUGCAUAAGAUGGACCUGUGGGACGUUCUAGUGGAAAUGGACCCCAAGACACAGGAGUGGCUGGAAGAAUCAGAAUCAGAAGAUGAUGAAGGUGAAGAAGAAGCAGCAGCAAAGGGCGGUGAUGAUGAGGAAGAUGAUGAGGAAGAGGAGGAAUCCGAAGAGGAGAGUGAAGAAGAUGCAGACCAUCCUCCGGUAAAGCCUGGGGAAGCGCUUGCGGAUUAUCAAACACGGACUGAGAAGUACUGGGUGGGUCUGGCCCGAGCAAACAUGGGUCCUGACGCCAAAGAGAAGAAAGUACAAAAGGUUGGCCAUGCCAUGGCCAAGGUGUUCUUCGAGGAUCAGGAAUGAGAUUAAACGUGCGUGUCUGUGUGUGCGUGUGUGUGUUUGAGAAGAUAAUUAAAGGGUUUGUUUGUGAGAAAGGGAAUGGAUGCGUUAUUAUACAUAUUAUCAAGCUCUGUGUGUGUCUGAAAGUGCACAAAACAGUACGAGUGCAUGUGUCUUUGAGUUUUAAAAGCAGCUGAAGCACGUUUUUGUGACUUAAAUUUUUAAAAAACAUGGCCUUACUUUUUUCACUAUUUUGUCCACAUGUUUUUAUUAUUAAUAACAGAACCUGAAUCUCAAAGUAGUUUCAUUGCUGGUAUUAGUUCACCCAAAAAUGAGAAUUCUGUCAUUAAUUACGCAUCCUCAUGUCGUUCCAAACUUGUAAGACCUUCGUUCAUCUUAGGAACACAAAUUAAGGAUGAAAUUCUUGAGAUUUCUGACUUGUUUGCACACAAGGCACAGCGCUUCUGGGUUCUGAGUCAGAAAUAUAAAUUACUUUGCUAAUUUAGUCCUGAGAGAUUUUCCUGCCCUUUUUUUAAUGUCAUAGAGAAAAGAAAACAUUUUUAAGUUGGUUCAGUGCCAUUCUUCCUGUCUGACGAUGACAGUUCUGUUAUCAAUUGAAUUAUAUACUUAAAAGUAAGUAUAUAUUCAAAAGUAAGUAUAUAUUUUUUCCCUUAUCUGAAACAAAAAAGGUAUUUGUUUUAUAAUUAAAGUAAUAAUGGAAAGCUUGGUAAACUCACCAAUUUUUUUUUUUUAACCUCUUUUACCCUUUAUCGGUAGUUUGGCAAGAAAACAUUUUUUUGUUUAUCUGUUUUUGUUGUCAUAACAAUACCUUCUUCUAAACAAAACUAGUAAGAAUGAAAUCACAACAGGAAAAAAAAACAGCUGAAUAAAUCUACUGUCUCCUUAAGGACAAAAUCAGUGUUAU